This is a messenger RNA of Phycomyces blakesleeanus NRRL 1555(-), 3142 nucleotides long. RefSeq lists its product as hypothetical. The transcript has 4 exons. NCBI's taxonomy places the organism in Eukaryota, Fungi, Mucoromycota, Mucoromycetes, Mucorales, Phycomycetaceae. Bases 106 to 2931 code for a protein of 941 amino acids. The record is from RefSeq and is a predicted model, not a curated record.
CUACUUUCUCUCUCUUCCCAUUUUUUUAUUAUUAUUAUUUCUUUAUUUAUUCAUUACCUUGAACUAUAUUCCAAUUGACUGUUCUUGAUCGAUCUAUAAAGCAUCAUGCUUAAAGAUCGUUUAAUUCCGAGUCAUACAAAAAAUGCUACAGAAAUAGAGCCAGCAUCGGCACAUGACGACUUGCAACAUGUUCAUCAAAAUACUCAUCUCGGACUAGACACCACAUUCUGGACUUCUGAUGACAUAGAUCCUUUAUAUAUACCUAGAGAUGUUACAUACGGUCAUGUCCCACCUCGUAGCGAUAGUCUUCGAAGAACACCUAUGGCUUCCAGAAAGCCUAGAAAGCCCAAGGUUCGGGUUGAGUCUAUGCUUGCCGAGGAUCCGUACAUGGAAGGCCCUCCUAUUCUACCCGCCGCACCAAUGAUUCCUGAAAUCAAAAUGGAUCCCGCAGAGAUGAUAUCAAGUGAUUUCUUCUUUGAACAUUUUGGACCCUUAACAGAAGAGGAGAUGGUAGACGAGGAACAGAGAAUAGAACGUGUCACAAGGGUUAUGAGCCGCUUUGAUCUAUCUGCUUUUGCUCAACAACUCAACGAAAACCGACUCUCAGUUAUGCAACCACGCCAGAGUCAUAUUGUUAUGACCGAAGAAGACGAAAUGGAAUUUAUCAAGCUUAUGGCCCAACAAAAAAUACGUCUAAAGAAGGUGUCCCCUGUGCCUACAGAAGUCCCAAAGACCGAAAGAAAUAAUAUGAAUAGUGUUGAGCUGAAAGACAAUAAAAAACUCGAAUUUGAGGAAGAACUUGAGAACAUUAAAUCGGGUUCCAAAGAGCCGGCAAUAAUAAAUAAAGAAGAAAUAAUUGUGCCUACAGGCCCUAAAGACAGCUUAGACGAACCAGAAGAAGUAGAAGAUGUGGAAGAACCAGAAGAGUUAAAUAUUAUUCCACGAAAACCUGCCACUGAGAAAAUGAUGAUUAUGGAUGACAUUAACGCCUAUGAGGAAUACGAUGGUACUGACGAAUCUGAUUAUAUGGAGGAAAUUGAACUUAUCAGAGAGUUCAAUAAUGAAAGCCAUACACUCGAGGUUAUCGAAGAGUCUGCUGAUAAUGAAGAGCUUGAGAUAAUUGAUGAUAAUGAAAAAAUUAAGGGCAAAGAGGAGGCCACAGUGAAAGACGAGGAUAUGCAUGAGACCCCAGUGACUUCUCCAGAUAAAUCACAACCCCCUACAUCUCUUACGCAGGUUCACCUCAUAAUUCCAAAGGAGAAUCCUGAAUAUAAGAGCACUCCUCCACCGACUGAAAUGUGCAAUACUUCCCCUCUCUUGGGUACAUCUACAAUGGAUGAAAAACUAGAAGUAUCUGACCAUAUUUACCAAGCUUCCCAAAACGCCCUGCUCGCAGACCAUACCCAAGAUCAAAAAAUACCUCGUUUGCGUCGACUACUCAAUAGCAAAGGUGUAUCUGGAAAUACGCGCUUCCGCGAGCUUCUUGACAUGAAUGCGCCGCCUCCUCAAGUAUCUGUAACGAUGUCAAUAUCUUCACCUCUAAAGCAAGGUAGUCAAGAACCAGCUUCAGAAACUCUUCCGAAGGAACCCAAACCAACUCGUUCACUUGGUUUGUUUGGAAGUUUAAGACAGGCUACUCGUAGCAGAUCUCAAUCCACAACAUCUAUUCGUGGAUUGAUGAGAAGUUGGGGAAGCACGGGUAACCUACGCCGCGCUGAUCGACACAGUAGUCCUUUGGGAGAUACAAAGGAAGAAAAUAUGCACGGUAAUGAUGGCAGACUUUUAAAGCCUGGGGACAAAAGCACAAUGUCACGCGCUGCUAUGGCUGUCGUUCAGCAUAGUGUUGCUACAAAACAUGGGGCGCCUGUGUUGGAUGAGUAUAAGCAAGGAAAUCUUGGACUUGGACUUGGACCAGAGAAGAAAGCUCCCCUGCAUGAACCCAAGGGGUCCCGGCUUUUGUCGAAUCUACUGUCAAAAGCGACAGUAUCACGUAAAAUCACCAAGAUUGUGAAUAUGAAGCAAGACCGAGAUGGAAAAGAAACUAGUUCAGAAAGAGCAAAAGUAAUCCGACGGACGAUCAUCUAUGUUCCACCCGAUUCGGCAAAUUUUAUGAAGAUCCUUAGAGACUCACCUGUCCCACCACUUCCCAAACUGAACCUUCCAGGGGCAUCUCAGUCGAAACCCAUUUCUAUGGCUGGGAGUGAUAUAAGUGAGGGCGAGUAUGGUCAAGCCACCGUUAUUACACGUCAGCCGUCUACAAAAAGAUAUGUAUCUAAACCAUCUGCUACUGCUACUGGUGCUGCUACUGCUACUGGUGCUGCAAGUGACGCUCCUACUGCUAAUGUAUCCAAACCUCCACUUGAGGGCCUUGAAUUGCGUGAAAUGAGUGACGGAUCAGUUGUUUGGGGUAUUGUUCAAAAGCAUGGCAAUCGCAAGAGUUUUUAUGCGCCGAAGAAUCCUAUGGAAGCAGGAAAAGGAGAAAGUUAUGAAUAUGUCGAGGAAGAAGACGAAGAAACAGAGGAAGAAGUCGAGGAACGUGUACUGGCGUUGAUGGGAUUACAGCCUAUCGAUAGUCCAUCAGAGCCUGAACCAGUUCAUUCUACAUAUCAUGGAUCUGCGUCUACGUCGUCGUCGUCGUCUUCAUUGCCACCACCUCUCCCUCGAAGAUCCUCACGGAGGCGGGCAGCGUCGGUUGAUAGAACGAUUACAAAUCAAAGAUACCCAGUUUCUCAACCUUAUAAACAGGAUUCACAUGCUGAACACGUAUCCACAAUUGCUAGACAAGACAAUUCGACUACUGAUAUCUACUAUGCUCCGGAGAUGACAUUGAAUAACCUGGUUCAAAUCAUGGCUUCAAAACGAACCAACACAGAGGAGGUGUCGAUUGAGGAACAACUGGAUCAAGUUAUGGAGUCAUUUCGUUGCCAUUAAUCCCCCCCUCCUCCCCCCUUUCUCCUAACACCUUUUGUCGGGAGAAAUCCUAUUUUUUACCACUUCUUACUACUACUAUUAUUAUUAUUAUUAUUAUUAUUAUUUUCCUUUAGUUCAUUCUCCAUUGCCGUUCUUUUAUAUACGCGUGUGCGUUUAUUUAUAUAAAAUAAUACAACGUAAAGUACUGGAUGCUUUGCGUAUGUUGAGCACA